This is a messenger RNA of Drosophila kikkawai, 6582 nucleotides long. It is a transcript of the gene GramD1B, whose product is annotated as GRAM domain containing 1B. Gene Ontology annotation, biological process: intracellular sterol transport. The record is from RefSeq and is a predicted model, not a curated record. Gene Ontology annotation, molecular function: sterol binding; sterol transfer activity. Gene Ontology annotation, cellular component: plasma membrane; endoplasmic reticulum-plasma membrane contact site; endoplasmic reticulum membrane. NCBI's taxonomy places the organism in Eukaryota, Metazoa, Arthropoda, Insecta, Diptera, Drosophilidae.
GCUGUGGCCGGGGGUUGCCAUGGUGCCGACAAUUGCCGACAUUUAAUAUACACACAUUUUAUUCACUGAAAACCAGCAAAUGUCCACAAAAUAAACAAAGUCAAACGGAAAGAAGAUAAUUCUCUGGACACCAAUGCCACGUUCACGUGGAAUCAGUCGUGUGCUUGGAGCGGCGUCUGGCAUCACCCACACCUAGCAACCCUGGCAGCGACGUAUACCUUUUAUGCGCAUAAAAAAGUGAAGAAUCGUUCGGAGCGGAGACGAAACCCCUGAAUUUACACAUGAAUCUCAUACUGAAGUAGCCCAAAAAUAGCAUUUAAUCGUGCAGACACUCAAGAUCCAUCGAAAGCGCGACGUGGCAGUGAAUUUCGUUAACUAUGCGAGCGCACAAAACCAAAAAGAAACUUCCGCAGACGUCAGCAAGUACCAAGUAAAAGGAAGUAAUAAGUAAAUAAAAGAGCUCUUUGCCAGCGAGCCCUGGAUAUAAAGUAAAAUUAAUAUAGCAAACAUCGCGAAGUGAGCAAUUAAUUGAGAGCGGCAAUUGUGGGGCGGCAGCGAGUGCCGUUGUCAUGCAUUUUGUUACACAGCAGCGGGCACAGCAGCAGAACCAGCACCAUCAGCAGAAGUCCACCUCCUCGUCGAGCUCCUCGCUGGCCUCCUCCUCCUCCUGCUCCGGAUCGGGUUCGGGUUCGGGAUCGGUAUCGAGUACGGGUCUGGGAUCACGCCUGGUCACCUUACGCAAGUCCUCCAGCCAGGGUGCUCUGCCCAAGUCCUUGGCCACCGCCCAGAGUCUGUUCCAUCGUCCUUCGCACAGCAAGCACAAACGCACUGCCAGCUUAAAUGCGGCGCCCAUGAUUAAAGAUAUUGAUAUAAACAACCCAACAACAUCAAGUGUAACCAUAACCACUGCAACUGCCGAUAAACCGAGCAGUAGCAAGACCCCUGCCAAUGCCAACAUGAUACCCGAGACCACCCAGCCCGAUCAGCUCCAGUCACAGUCAGCGUCACCGUCACCGACACAGUCACAGUCACCGUUACAGUCACAGAGCCAAUCGGUGCAGGAUUGCCCAGAGCCGAGUCCCCCCCAGCAGCAGCAAUCGCAGCCGGAGGAGGAACUCACGGAUGCCAGGUCCGCUGAGAGGACAACGACUGCUGGUAGCAAUGGUGGCGACAGGCGCGAUUCCAUCACCGAGGAGAUCACGAUUACGAGCACCACAAACGGCACAUUGAGCACCAAACUCCUGACCAUACAGGAAGCUACCGGUAGUCUAGAGCACAGCAGCGUUUCCAUAUCGUUGUCCUCCAAACAGAACGCUUCCACAGCCCCAGCCACAGCCGGCGGAUCUCCACCUGCGCAGCGCAAUGAGUCCUCGGGCAGCAACCAUAGCUUAACCCAGGCCGUCUCUUCCACUAGUCCUCCCACUGGCCCCACUUCCAGUACAGCUGCCCAGGGAGUCACGCCCAGCAUUAAUAUUGUGGGCAGCGAUUCGAGCCGGGAUCAGCAAGUGCAAAGCGUCGAUUCAAACGGAUUUAACGCCCCAGGUGGCGCGGACAGCCCAAGCAGCCGGAAGAGCUCCACCAGCUCCAAGGGCAAGGCGGCGAAAUUGUCCACAUCUAGCAACGGACGCGAUGAGCAGGACACCACCCAGCACCGUCUGAGCGAUCUGACACCGCACGAACUGAGCCUGCUGCGCGUCGACAGGGAGCAGCAGGUGACCAGCAGCAGCUCCACAUCCAACGAGAAGCCAGCCAAGCCCUCGCGUCUAUCGGAACGAGCCAAGAAGAAGUCCUGGUACAACGUCAUCUAUCCCAACUACAAAUCGCGGGCUGAGGAUUUCAAGAAGCUCUUCAAGGACGUGCCCAACGAUGAGCGCCUGAUAGUGGACUAUUCGUGUGCCUUGCAACGUGACAUCCUGGUUCAGGGCCGCCUGUACGUUUCACAGAACUACGUCUGCUUCCAUGCCAACAUCUUCAGCUGGGAGACCUACGUGAGCAUCAAGUGGAAGGAUGUGACGGCCAUCACCAAGGAGAAGACAGCCUUGGUCAUACCCAAUGCCAUUUCAAUAGCCAGCGGCAAGGACAAAUACUUCUUUGCCACGUUCACCUCGCGCGACAAGAGUUUCUUGAUGCUCUUUCGCGUCUGGCAGAACACGCUGAUGAACAAGCAGUUCUCGCCGCAGGAGAUUUGGAAAUAUGUGCACAACUGUUACGGCGAGGAGCUGGGCCUGACCACCGACGACGAGGACUAUAUCGAUCCCACGCUGGACAACGACAACGAGACGGACUUCGACUUCCAGACGGCCAUCGAUGACGAUAGCCAGUCACAGCGCCAGUCGCAGCAGUCCAAUCAGUCCACUCAGUCGAAUCCCCAGCUACCGGCACAGAGCGGCAACAGCAGCGCCAGCAGCGGCGGCGGCGCCGUCAGAGCCAGUGCACCGCGAAAGUCCAAGACGAAAUACUUCUUCAACUCCUCCAAAUCCUCGGCUAACGCCUCGGCCAGUGGUUCCGACAACAACAAGACCAGGGAAAGCUCACGCAAGCUGAACAAGAAGAUGAAGCAGAACGCCAAGGAGCUGACCCUCAGCUCCGUUAAGCCCGCCGAGCAGUCGGUGAGCGUCACCAUGGCCGCCGUGGCCAGUGCCAGCAGCAGCAGCACUGCCGGCUCCACCACAGCCUCCUCCACCACCAUCGCCAACCACACGGCGGGCUCUGGCUCUGGAUCGGUUUCGGGAUCAGGCACGGCCGCAGCCAGCAGUAGCGGUAGCGAUAAGAAGAGUGCCGAGAAAAAGGUCAGCACGAGCUCAAACUCAUCGGCAAUAGCAGCUGCCACAGCAGCAGCAGCUACAUCCGCUAUGACAUCCGUUUCCGGCGCCACAGCGCUGGAGCCCAAGCUGGAAUCGAAGCGAAAGCCAAGUAAAAAAGGUGGCAAAAAUGUUGACGAGACUGUGCCCACGGAUGUCUCUGAUUCGUCCGACUCGGAAGAGAAUAAUGUGCCAUUUGUGCCCACCACAGAGUGCACCUCGACGCACGAGGGUCGCCAGAUCGUUCACACCAUUCUGCCCAUCAGUGUGGACACACUGUUCAAUCUGCUCUUCAGCAGGUCCAAAUUUAUCACCGACUUCCAUGCCAUGCGCAAGUCAACGGACCUCAUCCUGGGCGAGUGGUCCAAGAACGAGGAGGGUCUCAAUGUGCGCACAGUGAACGUCACAGUUCAAUUGGCUGCCUCGGUGGGACCCAAGACCUCAAAGGUGACCGAAUACCAAACCAUGCGGGAGUGUAGCAAGCCGGGCGAACUGUAUUCCAUAGACGUAAAUAGUGUUAAUGCAGGCAUUCCAUAUGCGGACAGUUUCAGUGUGCUCAUACACUUCUGCCUGGCCAGAACUGUUGAUGAUCACACUAUGCUAUCGAUUCACACUCAGAUCAAGUACAAGAAAUCUAUUUGGGGCGUUGUCAAGGGCUUUAUCGAGAAGAAUACGUGGGCGGGUCUGGAGGAUUUCUUUGGAGCCCAAUUGCAUGCGCUCCAGAGCGAGACUUGCAUUCCGCCGGCCAAGGGCAAGGGACGCAGGCCGAGGCGAGGCAUGAAUCAGCAAUCGGUAACAACAACAGCCACCAGUACGGACAAUGACAGCAUCAAAGAGGCGCCACAUAAUCCCCGUGAGACGUCGCAUCAACCCGCGCAGCAUCAGCACCUGCACAUGCAUCAUCAUCACCAUCAUCACGGUGCCAGUCAGCAGCCUGAACACGAUCACAGGCACUCGCACCACCAUCAUCAUCAUCAUCAGCUUAACCAUCAUCAGCAUCAGCAUCCCCAUUGGCAUCAUCGUAAGACUAUCUUUCAGUCGAGCAGCAGAGGUACCGCCACACAAAUCCGACCCCUGGAGGAGGCAAGCGGCACGGCCCAAGCCGGCAGCAUGGCUGGCCUUUCCGGCGGCGACCCCCUGGAGACCCAAUUGCUGUCUGCGGGAGGCGUUGCUGGGGCGGCAGUCGGCGCCGCCUCCAGUCACUCGCUGCUGCUCGAAAGCGGAAAGCUGCAGCAGCAGCAGUUGCACCAUCACCACCAUCAGCAGCAGCAGCAGCAGUUGCACCUGGGCGGCGGCGGCGACCGCCAGCAGCUGGCGAUGGGUCACGGCCCACAGGGACACAGCAGACUCAAACACAAGGGCUUGUCGUUGUUGGUUAUACUGUUGCUGUGCUUGAUGCUGGCAUUAAAUGUGAUAUUAUUACUUAAGCUCUGGAGGCUGGAGGAACGGAUUGAUGUGGAUCUCAGUCGGCGGGCGCGCCUGCCCAGUUUGGCGGCCUUAAAGGAACUACCAAACUCGAAUCAGGAAUGGCUGGAGCUGCUGCGCGACCAGGAGAUGGCGCACGAGGAUGAGCUGCACAAGUGGAAGCAGGUGCUGCAGACGGCCAUCGAUCUGCUGAAAAAGGUGAGCAAUGUCUGCCAAAAGAUCUACAACGAUGACAAUCUGCGUCAGAGCAUUGAGUCGAUGUCGAUGGCGGCGGCGGCAACGCGCACUGAAUUCUAAGCAUCUCAUUUUCACCGUAAAAUAGCAAAGAUCCAGGGUCAGAAAAACAACAAGAAACCAGCAAGCGUCAACUAAUUGUAACUUUAACACUCACAAAACACACACACAUGUAUACACGAAAGGUGCGUUUCAUAAUGGGCAGGACAAAGUCUAAGAUUCUACAAAGAUUUAAGAUGAUUUUUUAGUUACCUUAAAUACUUAAAUUAUUUAAAAGCCGGUUUCUAUUUUAUUUAUUUAUAAAGAGAUUACUAAAAUAGAGAAAUACAAACAUAAUUUAAUAGAUAAUUUAUUAAAAAAAAAACUAUUUCUUAAUUUAAACAAAAUAUUGAGAUUUAAAAUAAGUUGUUUGAAGUAAUAUCCUGUUGAAAUCAUUGCCUUAACAUUUUGAAACGCACUGUCUUAGCGGGCAUUUGUUACUGAUCUCUCCUAGUUAGAAAUACAAAAACCCCCAAAAACUGUUGCAUGUUCUUCUGCUUGGUUACCCUCUGGCACACUGACUGAAGCUACAAAUGUUGUAAAGAUCGUGAAACCCAGCUUUAAUCAUUGUUUUUCAACAACCAGCGAUAGAGAGAGAGAGAAACUCCUUAGAAAUAAGUUUUGUAUUCCGUAGAGCAAACUUGAGGCCAACAAAAUUUUGUGAAAUAAAUUUAUUAAUCAUUUUGGUUUGUUUCCAAAAACUAAACGUAAAGGGAACUGACACAAGCAAAAGAAAUUCCUGUGGAAACACAAACCAGAAACCCCUGUAGAAAUUUAUUUUUUGUAAGUAAUUUAAUUUGUUUAUAACUUUUCUACUCAUUUUCGCACUCAACUAACUAUUUUUAUGUUUUACUAAUCGGUUUAAAGCCUUUUCUGUGUGAAAAACUUGACUUCUUUCGUUUUUUAUCCGUUUUACUCAAAUAUUUUGUUUGUUUUUUCAGACUGAAAGAACUUUGGCUGAAAUAAUUGUACGCUAGCAGAAAAUAUUACAUAGAAAAACUAGAGUUGUUGUGCAAUUAAAUUAUACCAAUCCAAUUGUCUUCGACACACAAGCUACCAAAACACCCAAGCAACAAAAGAAAAAAGAAGAAAUCUGAAAUUGAAUUUGAAAUUCAACUAAAAUUUAGUCACAAACCCAAUAAUACACAGAUUGGUCAACAAUUCGUAUUUACUAGUAGGUUUUAAGUUUAAGGAAGGCAACGUGUGAGUUACAAGUCAUAAGUAGCUGCAUUUUAGUUAGAUUAGAGCAAUUGUUUUUGUUUUUAAACACGGCAUUUAUGUUUGCUUGGCUUUGCUUUAGACAAAUGUAUCUACGAAUUCCUCAAGUAUUUCAUAUCUCACAACACAUACCAAAAAAAGGAAAAACUAGGAAAACUAGAGAAAAACAAAUCACGAGAGAGCGCCCUGAAUUUUUGUUUUAGAAAAUUCAUUUACGUGUCAAGCAAGCGCAAAGCAAAUCUGGCAAACUGAAAACUAAAGAGUAUAUAUAUAUAACAUAUUAGCCUAUAAUAUAUGAGAUCUGAGUGCCAGUCUUUGGCUAGAGGAAAUUUGAUAAAAACGAUUAUACAAAGGUGUUUAUUGUGUACAAUAUUUUUGUAAAACCGAAUCGAAACAAUUGUUUUCUUUUGUAUAAAUACUCCAAACUCCAAUCUUUACCCCCAACCCGUUUUUGGCGCCCGUUUACAGACGAUACCGAUACCGAUACCAAUACAGAGAAAUCAGCAGCCAGAAACUAUUCAAAUUGAAAACUGCUAACACCAAUAAUGACAUACUCUAUAUACACUAUAUAUAUGUACCAUAUAUAUAGUCAAGUAUUGUUAGUCCGUAGUAGUUGCAUUUUAAAUUAAACAAACACAAGGCAAAAGUAAACAAAAGCAAAAACAAGCUACUAAAUUUAGAUCUAAGCUAAAGUUUGAAUGUCGGCUUGAUGCCUUCAUUAAAAAAUACUUUUUGUCAAAUUAAUUUUGGCCGUCGCAAAAAUUGGCUUAAAAUUUGUGUCACAAAAUGUUAGGCUUAAUAAACAAGAGAAUACAAGUAUAAGAAACCGAAUGUUAAGCAGCAGUAAUACAAAUUCUAAUUUAUU